This is a messenger RNA of Penicillium cinerascens, 1542 nucleotides long. RefSeq lists its product as uncharacterized. The record is from RefSeq and is a predicted model, not a curated record. Gene Ontology annotation, molecular function: zinc ion binding; DNA-binding transcription factor activity, RNA polymerase II-specific. The transcript has 4 exons. Bases 1 to 1542 code for a protein of 513 amino acids. Lineage: Eukaryota; Fungi; Ascomycota; Eurotiomycetes; Eurotiales; Aspergillaceae. Gene Ontology annotation, biological process: regulation of DNA-templated transcription.
AUGCCCUUUUACGUAAAAACUGCCAGAGUUGCCGCGAGAGGCGGAUCAAGGCAAUGUGACCGCAGUGAGCCGGUCUGCUCGCAAUGCAAGAGAGCGGGGAAACCAUGCGGUGGCUAUCGCGAUGUCCCGUCUCUCAUGUUCCGUGACGAGAAUGACAAAACGGCCCGACGGUCUGCAGCCGCGAAAUCUAGAUCGGAGGCCCGGCGCAGGCUGUUGCAUCCCGAAAAGCCUCCUUCUAGCCCGGAGUCCUCUGAUUCUUCUCAAUCAAGUCUUGUAGUGUCGGAAAGAAAGACUUUUGUGGUUUUCAUGCCAACAAUCCCAGCUCCCGUGUCAUCCAGUGUGGAGGAGCAAGGAUUAUCCUUUUUUUGUCAUCGAUUUGUCACGGCCAUUUCGAUGCUAGAGCGUCCGUCACCGCAACUGGAGAAGUCUACCUUUUUUAAUAUGAUCCUACUGCAUCCACCCGUCCGAGAUGCCGCCAUCGCGGUUGGCCUAGCUGCAAAGUCCAACGUCACGCGGGACCGAUCGAUGCAUCUGGUGGCACGGGAGAAGUAUGUGUCGGCCAUUAACAUCGUCCGCAUGGCGGUGGAGAAACCCGAACUGGCCAAUCCGGAGCAGACUUUUAGGCUAAUCCUGAUGCUAAGUUUAUACGAGAUGGUUAGUUGCGCAUCCAAACAAGUUGAUUCUUGGAUGGUGCAUCUUGAUGGUGCUACAGCCCUGCUCAAACAAACCACCUUCAACCGGACCCUGACUGCCUCCCGACCUCGUCGGCAAUUGCAAUAUUAUUAUGUCUCCAUCUUGAAAUAUUUCAUUGCCGAAGGAAACACCCUGCCGGAUUUCCUUGAUUGGUCUCCUGAUAUCAAAUCGACCUUUGCCCCUGAUAUGCAGCCAGCCAUCCGUCUGGUCGACAUAAUGAUCCGUUUUAUGAAGCUACACUCGUCCAUCCGAGCAGACCCAGAUCCGGACCCAGAAACCACGGUGCGUUCAGCGCUGGCUUUCGAGACAGAGCUAGAUCAGUGGGUGAAAAGUCUCCCAGAGAAGUGGAAAUUUGAGUUGAAUGAGUCGAGUGAUACCCAAAACACAUUUAAUGGAAAGUACAUGGUCUAUGAUGAUGUGUGGCCGUCAAGAGACCUCAACCAUUACUUUUGGACAAGGUUGAUGGUUAACGAGAUGAUUCUGUCUCACAUAUCAAUGUUUAAAACCACGACCACCAGAGACCUUAAGCAGCGACAGUUGGCAUUGGAUACAAUAUCUCAGAUGGCGACUAAUAUCUGCGCCGGCGCUGCCAGCCAGAUGGGUGCCUUUGGUUGCGGAUUACCGGCUGGAAACCCGACGCGGGUGCCCCCUUUGAAUGGGAUAUUCAUGUUGAUGUUCCCGUUGGCGGUUGCGGGAGGUGCGGCCGGAGCUCCAGAUGAAGUAUACGAAUGGGUGGUUCAAAGAUUCCAGAAGAUCGGAAGCACGAUGGGGAUCCGGCGAGCGCUGGAGUUGAUACCGAGAUUGAAGCAGGCUCGAGAAGCAAAGCUGCGGCAAAUAUUGAAAAGCUAA